This is a messenger RNA of Penicillium waksmanii, 1902 nucleotides long. Its product is annotated as serine/threonine-protein kinase. The transcript has 4 exons. Lineage: Eukaryota; Fungi; Ascomycota; Eurotiomycetes; Eurotiales; Aspergillaceae. Gene Ontology annotation, biological process: protein phosphorylation; mitotic DNA damage checkpoint signaling. The record is from RefSeq and is a predicted model, not a curated record. Bases 1 to 1902 code for a protein of 633 amino acids. Gene Ontology annotation, cellular component: nucleus. Gene Ontology annotation, molecular function: protein serine/threonine kinase activity; ATP binding.
AUGAGCACAAUACAGAACAUCAAAAACUUCAUUCGGCAUGGGAAACAAGCUCGCUUUGUAACACCUCAUUCCGAACCCACCACCGACGUAUCUGCCAUUCACGCCGAGCAACAACCACAACCCCAGGGUCAAUUCUCCCCCGCUCUGGAGGCCUUUGACACAGGGGAUACUCGUGGGAAUACCCACGCGACCGCACAACCUCCUUCAGAUUCCCAGUCCCACCGCGAUCGCUCCGUCGAAAUUGAACGUAUCGUCGCCGAAGAGAAGGAAACCCGCUCCAAGAUGCCUACAUACCCCGGCCUCGAGCGCUGGAUCCUCGUUGAGAAAAUGGGCGAUGGCGCCUUCAGUAACGUCUAUCGUGCCAAGGACUCGACAGGCCAGCGUGACGAAGUCGCCAUCAAGGUUGUCCGCAAAUUUGAAAUGAAUAGCAAUCAGUCCGAUCAUCUUCAUCCGAGCAUCAAGGUUCCCAAGGCUGCAGAGCGAGCAAACAUCCUCAAGGAAGUCCAGAUCAUGCGCAAUUUGGAUCACCCCAACAUCGUCAAACUGGUCGACUUUUCCGAAUCCCGCCAAUAUUACUACAUCAUUCUUGAGCUUUGCCCCGGUGGCGAGCUUUUCCACCAGAUCGUGCGAUUGACAUACUUCAGCGAAAACCUGAGCCGACACGUGAUUUUGCAAGUUGCGGAAGCGAUUGAAUACCUCCACGAGACAUCUGGUGUGGUGCAUCGUGAUAUCAAACCCGAGAACCUCCUUUUCUACCCUGUCCCUCACGUUCCCAGCAAAAAUCCCAAGGCCCAACAACCGGGUGAUGAAGAGAAGGAGGAUGAAGGAGAAUUCACUCCGGGAGUUGGCUCUGGCGGUAUCGGUACAAUUAAGAUCGCCGAUUUUGGUCUAUCCAAGGUAAUCUGGGACAGCCAAACGAUGACCCCUUGUGGUACUGUUGGAUAUACUGCGCCCGAGAUCGUGAAGGAUGAACGGUAUUCAAAGAGUGUGGACAUGUGGGCUAUGGGCUGCGUCCUCUACACACUUUUGUGUGGUUUCCCUCCAUUCUACGACGAGAGUAUCCAGGUCCUCACGGAGAAGGUUGCGAGAGGUCAAUACACGUUCCUGUCACCAUGGUGGGACGACAUCUCCAAGUCGGCCCAAGAUCUCAUUUCGCACCUAUUGACUGUCGACCCCGAGAAACGGUUCACCAUCAAAGAGUUCCUUGCCCACCCUUGGAUCCGAGGGACAGACGAGGAAACCACCGCGGCUGCUGAUGCGCCGCCUCUGGCCACACCCCUUGGCCCAGUCCAGCAACAAGGCCCGAAAUUCGACCCUAUCGGCGCCGAUCAAGCUCCAUACCAACCCACCAGCUCUCGUGCCUCCCUGGAUGUUCCCUCUGUUGGCAUAGACCGCCGAAUGGACUUCCGUUCACCCGGUGCAUUCAAUCUGCGUGAAGUGUUCGAUGUCGGUUACGCAGUCCACAGACAGGAGGAAGAAACCAAACGCCGCCGACACGUUCGCCAACAGGCAGCCCAAAGCGGCAACUCGGUGGCCGGUUUCCAGUCCGCACUUGGAGAUCUCAAUGAAGGUUAUGACGACGAACCUGAUUACCGCGCCGGACUUGAUGCAGCUGCAGGCCAACCGCCUCUCAAGGUUGCCAAGCCCAGCAAUGGUGGUGAAAUGGCCGGCAUGGAAGCUAAGCUUCGCUCCACCAACCUCGGUGCCCAGAGCAGUGCCGCGCAAGCGCGACAAGCUCACCGACAACCUCCUCGCAAGCAAGGGUAUGGUCAGCAUGAUGCGAAUGUUGCCGCCGCUGCCAAGAGCAGCAUCAGUCAGAGAGCCCAACAACCGUUCGAACUCACCUUGAACGGCGCAACGCUGCUAGAAAAGCGCGGUCGCCGCAAUCAACCGGUCAUCUGA